GCGGGUUCAAGUUGUGGGCCGCCUUCUUGCAGGUGGUGUCCACAUUGCUUCGGGCAGUCAUUCAUCGGGCUUGGAAGUGACGGUGACAAACGGUCUUCUCUGCGUAGCCGAAGCGAUUCGCCGACUGCUCUUUCGGACCAAGAGGAGUGGAAAUACUUGUGGAGAAAGAUUCAAAAUUGGAACUAAGAUAGACCACAAGGCCUCAUCUUGCUUGGAGUACAAACACUUGCAAAGCGAUAAGUUCUCCCUACCUAGGCCUAUUAACAGCAUGGACAAGGAUGCCUCGUGGCUGGCGCACUUUGAGGAGCAGUUCAGCCAAGUGGCUGGCGAUGAUCGUAACAUCUACCUGGAGGAAUUCACCAAAGCGCUGAACGUCAAGAAGUCGUUCUUCGCCGAGCGAUUUUUCCACCUGAUUGACACCGACUGCUCCGGUAGUAUUAGCCUGAAGGAGCUCCUGGUGGCCCUGCGCCUGCUGGUACACGGGACGGCCACCGAGAAGCUACGCUUCCUAUUUCGGGUCUACGAUGUCGAUGGCAACGGGUCCAUCGACUUCAGUGAGCUUCGCACCGUGCUGAAGUCCUGCACGGCGGAGAGCGCUCUCCAGCUCAGCGAGGAGACCCUGGACGAGUUGACCGAGGUGUUGUUCGAGGAGGCCGACACGGACUCGAGCGGCGCCAUCAGCUUCGAGGAGCUGCAGGCACAACUCGAGAAGUACCCGGAUAUUGCUGAGAACCUCACCAUAAGUGCCGCCGACUGGUUGCGCCCCCCAUCUGCAUCCCAGAAGAAGAAGAAGCAAUCGGCCAGCCACGACUGCUGCCGUAAUCGCUGCCCGCGGCUCAGGUUGAAGAGUGUCCGUAACAACCAGAGCAUCAUCAUCUUUAUCGCCGUCUACGUGGCGCUUCACAUCGGACUGACGGUGUGGGGCGUCGUCGGGUCGUGGCGAGCCUUCCCGGACAAACCCUGGUUGAUGGUGGCCCGAGGAGCGGGUCGGUGUUUGAGUUUCGACUGCGUGUUCGUCCUGUGUCUAAUGCUCCGUAAAUGCUUGACUGUGAUACGUAGCACCAACGUGGCAGCUGCGUUAGUCCUGAUUGACCAACACGUGGACUUGCAUAAAUUAGUCGGCUACGCCAUCGUUGGAUUGUCUCUUGUGCACAUUAAUGGACAUGUUUUUAAUUUCCUCGAUAUGUCUCUUGGAGCCACCAACUACACGUUGGUAGAGUAUCUAUUCACGGUGACCCCUGGAAUUGGUUGGGUAGCUGGGACUGCCAGUAUCACAGGUCACGCCCUGACUGUUAUCCUCCUCAUCAUCUUCGUCUUCUCGUUCUCCUUCAUCCGGCGAAGAGGUUACUUCCAGGUGUUUCACAUGACGCAUCAGUUCUCCAUUUUGUUCUGGAUUCUCCUGAUCCUUCAUGCCACCACGUUCUGGAUGUGGUUCAUCUUGCCUGGUACUCUUUACGCCAUCGAGCGAUUCCUCCGGCUGAAGUUGGUGCGCCGGGCUCGAGACGGCCGGACGUUCAUCAAGAAAGCCGUCGUGUUACCAGCCAACGUGACCCUGCUCAUUAUUCCUAGACCUCCCAAGCUUCGGUUCCAUCCUGGUGAGUACGUUCACAUCAACAUCCCCCAGAUAGCCAAGAACGAGUGGCACCCCUUCACCAUAUCAAGUGCUCCUGAGCAGAAAGCUUUUAUUACUCUUCACAUCCGGGCCAUCGGUAACUGGACAAAGCGACUCCGUGCCGUCUGCAGGGAACGACAGCAAAAAGAACUAACGUGCUUCGAGAACCCGGCCUCCGAAAUUAGAGAGGGUAAAACCCUUGAGGUCCUCGCAGAGGAAGGAUCGCUACGAUCCCCCAUAGCGUCGCCGAAGAGAAGCCCUGGCCAGUCCGCGGAGGGACACGAGCUUCAGUUCGCCCUGCCUGGUACACUGGGUAGCGAGGACGAAAGGCCAAGUCGAACGACAGACUAUCGGUCAAAAGUUGACAGGUGCAAUAACGUUAGAGAACAGGGAGUUGGUGGAGAUGAUAAGAAUCGGUUAACAGACUUGAGCGAUACAGAAAGCGGUAUCGAGACCGUCGUGCCAGUGGAAUCGACCAAAGUUAAGCCACUCUCUGGGCCCUUGAUCCUCCCGCCGAUACAGAAGAUGAGUCCGCUCAUUAGCGAGUGCUACGCUGAAGACAGACCGCUAUCGUCCAAAGCCACCCCUUCCAAGCCGACUUCCACGCCGACUUCCACCGCCGGGCCGUCCAGAAAAGACAGUGGAGUGUCAAUCGAGCAGCGAGUCCUUCAGAGUGUGAGGGCAUCGUCGGGCCACAGCGAGACGGACCUAAGGGGAAAAUCAACGGGCUCUCAGCCCCGGACGUUUCUCUCCUGGACUCCGCAGUCACCACCAGUGUCACGGCGGCGAAGCAGCAGUUUCAAUAGGAAACUGACUCAACAUUCCUUGGAUGUUGUCGAAUCCCUCGUCGAGGACCCCGACGAACAUACAGGGAUCGAGGUGUACAUAGACGGGCCCUACGGCGCCCCUUCGCAGCACAUCUUUGAGACCGACCACGCCGUGCUGAUUGGUGCAGGGAUCGGUAUCACGCCCUUUGCGUCCAUCCUGCAGAGCAUCCACGAACGGCACAAAAUGGCCACCAAACGAUGCAAGAAAUGCAACUACGCCUGGCUGGAGGACACACCUUCUCUGCUGAGGCUCAAGAAGGUUGAUUUCUUUUGGAUUACGCGGCAACAGCGGUCUUUCGAAUGGUUUCUCAGCCUGCUUAAUCACAUCGAGUUAGAGCAGGAGGAGAUGAUGUCAUCCGACAGAUUCAUCAAUAUCAAUUUGUACAUGACAGCAGCAUUGGGCAAACAUGACAUGAAGGCAAUUGGCCUGCACAUGGCCUUAGAUCUCAUCCACAAGAAGAAGCGGCGAGACAUGAUUACCGGCCUGAUGACGCGAACGCAGGCCGGCCGACCAGACUGGGACCGGGUCUUCGACGACAUCGACCAGCGCAAACGAGGCAAGGUCACUGUGUUCUUCUGCGGCUCCCCAAGCCUCGGGGAGGUCCUCAAACGCAAGAGUCAAGACCACGGCUUUGGGUUCCGAAAGGAAAACUUCUGAGUGAUAAGUUGGCAAUCAGGAAAGAAUGAAAUAUGUGGGAUGGAUGUUGUAGCAUAAGAUGCGAUACAUAGAGGAUAGGGAAAUAGUAAAGAUAGCAACGUUGUGUCGGCCUAAGAACGAUACUUAAGGCGCUGAAAUGAAAGGUUCGGUGCAUUGGAAGGGAUGAGAUUCCUGCAGACAUCUGCAGAAUGAUUUUUGUCUUGUAAUUAUGCCUCUUGAACGUUGUAAACAAUUCAUGUAAAGAUAUGCUACAUCUCAGUGUACCGCGUACUACCUUUGUUGAAAAUGAUGUACUUAAAUUUAUGGGUGAAUGACAGGCACAAUGUACGCUUAUAACGUAAGUUAAACUAUCAAAUGAGACCAAAGUACUAAAGACCCAAGAUUUAAUUAAGUCGAAAUGUUAUAAUUAUUAUACAGGGACUAAGAUACUUGCGAUAAAAGAACACAUAUCAUUGUCGCUGUUUUAUUAAUUUAGUAUACAUACAUAUGGUACUCUGAACUUGGGUUUAGAUUUUUAAUGAUAAACAUGACUUUCGUUGGUUGACUUUUUGUACUUUAAUACAUUAUGCAAGUUUUCGUUUGAUCGCCAUUUUCCAUUCUGUUUCUCGUAAUACUUAUGUUGUUGCUGUGACUCGCAUACUAUUCCGCUCUUUUCAUGACUGUAAGGCGAUCCAGCUGGACUCGCUAUGAGUAUGUUUUCAACAUCCAGCGGGGAUAUCGCACGGACGUGUAUAAUAAAAUCUGGACUCGCAAUGUUCUUAAACAGCUUAUAGAGAUCAUUGAAUCCAUUCGCG
Acanthaster planci (crown-of-thorns starfish) is the source of this 3891-nucleotide messenger RNA. RefSeq names its product NADPH oxidase 5-like. The record is from RefSeq and is a predicted model, not a curated record. NCBI's taxonomy places the organism in Eukaryota, Metazoa, Echinodermata, Asteroidea, Valvatida, Acanthasteridae. Gene Ontology annotation, biological process: defense response; superoxide anion generation. Gene Ontology annotation, cellular component: plasma membrane; NADPH oxidase complex. Gene Ontology annotation, molecular function: calcium ion binding; superoxide-generating NAD(P)H oxidase activity.